AUGGAGUUUCUUAGCGGAGGAGAUCUAAGUGUCCUCAUGAGAGCCAACGCCCUAUUCACCAUUCCAGUCACCAGAUUUAUGGCAGCUGAGAUCAUCUGUGGGCUGCAGUUUCUCCACACCAGAGGCAUCAUACACAGGGACAUAAAACCAGCCAAUAUCUUAAUGAACAGCGCCGGUCACUUGAAGAUCGCCGAUUUUGGUCUUGCCGUGAUGAACAUCUUUGGGGAUAAGAAGAUCUCAGAAUAUGCCGGAACUCUUAGAUACAUGGCUCCUGAGAUUCUUCUACGGAAGCCCUACAACACGGCAGUGGACUGGUUCUCAGCUGGUGUGAUGAUAUAUGAGAUGGCUACUGGCAAAUAUCCAUUCAAUGCCGCUCUUAAACAAGUCACCAGAGAGUCGCCAGGUAGCGGUAGAUAA
Messenger RNA from Bufo bufo (common toad), 417 nucleotides. Its product is annotated as protein kinase C delta type-like. Gene Ontology annotation, molecular function: ATP binding; protein kinase activity. The coding region runs from base 1 to 417 and encodes 138 amino acids. Lineage: Eukaryota; Metazoa; Chordata; Amphibia; Anura; Bufonidae. Gene Ontology annotation, biological process: protein phosphorylation. The record is from RefSeq and is a predicted model, not a curated record. The transcript has 4 exons.